AUGGAUUAUUUUUGUGGAUCUCCGCUAUGGAAUACCACCUUUGUAUGGGAUACAGACGAUCCAAAUUUUACACCAUGUUUUCAAAAGACUGUCCUCGUAUGGAUCCCUUGUGGAUACCUCUGGCUUGCAGCUUUACUCGAGUUAUAUCAAAUGUUUGUCAGCAAAGAGGCCAACAUACCCUGGAGCAAACUGAAUGUUAUUAAACUGGUUAUAACAUUAUUCUUGGUAUUGCUACAAAUAAUUAACUUCAGUCAAGUAAUAUAUACAUCUUCAAGAGAACAGGAUAUAGUUUUUGAUGCAGACUACUAUGCUCCAAUUGUAAAACUAAUAACUUUUGUGUUAUCAGCAACGAUUUUAGUUUACAACAAAAAAUGUGGUAUGAGAGCUUCAGGAGUACUCUUUGUAUUUUGGUUACUCCUCAUUUUGGCGGGGUUACCCCAGCUAAGAACUGAGAUAACGAAGUAUAAAGCAGCUGUGAACAAUGACCUCUAUAGUUUAGGGAGUUAUAUAGUUUAUUAUAUUCUAGUUAUGGUAAUGUUUGUAAUGAAUUGUUUCGCUGAUUUGCCUCCGACAGAUACACCGUACGUUUACGAUAAGAGAAAAUCCCCCGAAGACGCAUCCGGGGUCCCCAGCCGCCUUACAUUUAGUUGGUUUGAUCCAGUAGCUAUAACCGGGUAUAGAAGAACUUUGACUGAAGAUGAUUUGUAUUCUUUGAGCCCUAAGUUACUUUCUAAGGAAACUGUUCCACGAUUUGAUAAAUAUUGGAAACGGGCGUUGAAAAAACAAUGGUCAAGGACAGAAGAACCGUCAAGUUCAGAAACAUCGUCGUUAAAAGGCGGCAAAAAGGAGAAAAACAUUGUUUCCAUUUUACCCGUAUUGAUCAGAGCUUUCGGCGGACAAUUUUUUGUUGCUAUGGUUUUAAAGUUAUGCAACGAUUUACUAUUAUUUGCAGCGCCAGUAUUACUUAGAUUACUUGUAGGCUUUGUAGAAGGUAAUGAACCAGUAUGGAGAGGUUAUCUUUAUGCCGUUGGUAUGUUGGUGUGUGCUUCUUUACAGACUGUGUUUUUGGGCCAAAAUAUGAUAAUGACUUCAAAAGUCGGCGUGAAAAUCAAUUGUGCCUUAAGUAGCAUGUUAUACAAGAAAGCCUUAAACUUGACCAACAAAGCCAGGAAGAAACACACCGUUGGAGAAAUUAUGAACUUAAUGUCUACUGACGUGACCAGGUUUACUGAUUUAACACUAAUGCACUUAAUAUGGUCAGCCCCUUUACAAGUAGCUUUGGCCAUGUAUUUCUUAUGGAAUGUGUUGGGGAUAUCAGUUCUGGCCGGCCUUGGAGUAAUAAUUUGUCUUACACCAGUUAACGGUUUUUUUGCUGGUAUUCAGGAAAAAUUCCAGGCAAAGAUUAUGUAUCAUAAAGACGAAAGAAUAAAACUAAUGACCGAAGUACUGAAUGGUAUGAAGGUACUCAAAAUGUAUGCUUGGGAGACAAGCUUUCAAGAACAUCUUCUUAAAAUAAGGAAUAAAGAAUUGAGUAUUUUAAAAAAGAUGGUCUAUUUUAAUUCCAUUACUGCAUUUUUAUGGUUUUCUACACCGUUUCUGGUAUCACUCAUGACAUUUGGCUGUUACGUACUGAUAAAUGAUACAGAAGUUCUGGAUUCCAAGAAAGCAUUUGUAGCUUUGUCUCUGUUCAAUAUACUUCGUUAUCCAAUGACAAUAUUACCCAACGUAUUAUCUAAUGCUAUACAGCUUUGUGUAAGCAUCAAGAGAUUGAAUAAAUUCAUGAAUUCUGACGAAUUAGACACAAGUAUGAUAGAACACAAUCCCAACGAACCCGAUCAGAUCCUGGUGGAAAAUGGCCAUUUUUCUUGGGGUCCAGAUGAGACACCAGUAUUAAAGAAUUUGAAUAUACAUGUUCCUCAAGGGUCGCUAGUAGCCGUGGUUGGUCCUGUUGGCUCUGGUAAAAGCUCACUCCUCUGUGCGAUUCUUGGAGAAAUGGAUAAAGUUUCAGGGCGCGUUAAUGUUAAAGGUGAAAUAGCAUACGUUUCUCAACAAGCCUGGAUACAAAACGCCACUGUGCAAAAUAAUAUAUUGUUUGACAAGCCGUUAAAUAAAUCUAAAUAUAAUAAAAUUCUCGAAGCGUGUGCGUUGAAGACUGAUUUAACUAUCCUUCCUGGCGGUGAUCAGACCGAAAUAGGUGAAAAAGGUAUAAAUUUAUCUGGUGGCCAAAAGCAACGCAUGUCACUGGCACGUGCAGUAUACUAUGACGCUGACAACUAUUUCUUAGAUGAUCCUCUCAGCGCUGUUGAUUCACAUGUCGGAAAACAUCUUUUUGAUCAAGUAAUUGGACCAAAUGGUGUAUUAAAGAAUAAAACGCGUUUGUGGGUGACACAUAACCUCUCCUACCUGGCGCAGACAGACUUGGUAUUGGUACUCAACGACGGCCAAAUAUGUGAGGCUGGCAAAUAUCACGAGCUGCUCGAGAGAAAGGGGGCGUUCGCAGAUUUCUUAAUGCAUCACUUGAGCAAUGCCGAACAGACGGACGAAAAUUUGGAAGCCAAAGUGCAAAGUGAAAAACAAUUGAUUCAGUCGUUGUCGUCUGGAGACCUUAAAUCUCAAAGAAGUGAAUCGGGUGAUCAUAAACAGAAAUUAAAGAAGGAACAUGAGGAUGAAAAUGACGUUGAAAACGAAUAUGAUCAACUUAUUGAAGCAGAGAAAGCGGAGUCCGGCAGUGUGAAGUGGGCAGUCUACAAGCAUUAUUUGUUAAAUGUUGGCAUGCUUGCAGUAGUGGGAACUCCUAUAACAUACGGCUUAAUCCACGGUUUACAAAUUGGUGCUAACUUCUGGCUUGUUCGUUGGUCCAAUGACAAAAACAUGUUAGUGAAUGGCACUGUGGACACAGAAUUACGAGACAUGUAUUUGGGAGUCUACGGCGGCAUCGGUCUUGUACAUGUGAUAGUAUCAAUAUGUGCUGAUCUUCUACCGUACUUGGCCUGCUGGAAGGCAGCAAAGAUUCUCCAUGAAACAUUGUUGAAAAAUUUACUAAGGGCACCAUUGAAUUUCUUUGAAGUAACGCCUGUUGGAAGAAUAAUUACGAGGUUUUCUAAAGAUGUGGAUUCUGUCGACAGUACCAUCCCUUUGCAAAUUGCCAACGCCAUCAAUUUCUCAUUUGAGGUGAUAGGAGUAUUACUCGUUAUAUGUUACUCAACACCAAUGUUUACCGCUGUAAUAAUACCUAUUGGAAUUUUGUACUAUUGCAUACAAAGAUUCUACGUGCCCACGUCUCGUCAGCUUAUGAGGAUCAUGGCUGUAGCCCGCUCGCCGAUCUUCUCGCAUUUUAAUGAAAGCAUAUUGGGAUGUACCAGUAUUCGUGCUUUUGGAGUAAAGGACAGAUUCAUUGCAGAAUCCCAGGGAAAGGUAGAUUAUUUUCAAUCAUUCUCCUACUUAAGGUUCGUUGCGGAUAGGUGGUUGGGAGUCCGGCUUCAGAUUGUCGGCAGUCUUAUUAUAUUCUUUGCUGCAUUAUUCGUAGUGAUCAGUCGGGAUGGUAUCAGUCCAGGACUUGCAGGGCUGUCUGUCAGCUACACAUUGGAGAUCACUCAAACCUUAGGAUUUUUAGUAAAUGCUACUUCAAUAAUAGAAACUGAAAUUGUAGCAGUAGAACGGAUGAAAGAAUAUGCUGAAACGGAACAAGAAGCAGAGUGGAUAAAGGCCAAAGGUCCACAUCCUUCCUGGCCCGAGAAAGGAGCGAUUGAAUUUGAAGGUCUAACUAUGGCAUACCGCAAUGGAGCAGAGCCAGUGUUACAUAACAUUACAUGCACAGUGGGGCCGGGUGACAAGAUUGGUGUAGUUGGUCGCACCGGCGCAGGCAAGUCUACGCUCACACUCGCCCUGUUCAGGAUUAUGGAAGCGGUGGCGGGACGAAUACUUAUUGACGGGCUGGAUAUUGCCGAAAUGGGUCUUCACCAGUUGCGUUCGCGAAUCAGUAUCAUCCCGCAGGAUCCGGUGUUGUUCUCAGGCUCUUUGCGAAUGAACCUUGAUCCCUUUGAAAGUUAUUCGGAUAAUGAAAUAUGGAGCAUUCUCGAGCACGCACAUCUCAAGUCCUUCGUAAAGAGUUUGCCAGCUAGACUGCAAUAUGAGGUGCUGGAGGGUGGUGCAAACCUAUCACUGGGUCAGCGACAACUCGUUUGCCUGGCACGGGCGCUUUUACGUAAAACUCCAUUGCUUGUGUUAGAUGAAGCCACGGCUGCUGUGGACUUGGAGACGGAUGAGCUCAUCCAGAAAACCAUCCGAUCUGAGUUUGCAUCGUGCACCGUGAUUACUGUCGCUCAUCGGCUUAAUACUAUCUUGGAUUCAACAAAAGUCAUGGUACUAGAUAAAGGUCACCUUAUUGAGUACGCACCUCCAGACAAACUGCUACAGGAUAAGAAUUCAAUGUUCUACAGUUUAGCUAAAGAUGCUAGGCUGGUAUAG
Arctia plantaginis is the source of this 4467-nucleotide messenger RNA. The record is from the annotation of a GenBank genome assembly. NCBI's taxonomy places the organism in Eukaryota, Metazoa, Arthropoda, Insecta, Lepidoptera, Erebidae.